Ostrea edulis (European flat oyster) is the source of this 4339-nucleotide messenger RNA. RefSeq names its product cytoplasmic FMR1-interacting protein-like. Gene Ontology annotation, molecular function: small GTPase binding; RNA 7-methylguanosine cap binding. NCBI's taxonomy places the organism in Eukaryota, Metazoa, Mollusca, Bivalvia, Ostreida, Ostreidae. Gene Ontology annotation, cellular component: synapse; neuron projection; SCAR complex. The record is from RefSeq and is a predicted model, not a curated record. The coding region runs from base 173 to 3973 and encodes 1266 amino acids. The transcript has 29 exons. Gene Ontology annotation, biological process: regulation of translation; cell projection assembly; axon guidance.
GGAAGGUUGAUUUCCGGAUCUCGUACGUAUUGGCUUUAAUAUUUACAUUCGCUUGCGCCCUCUAUCGUCCGACAAUCGCCACUUCCGCAAACAAUAAUGGGCAGGGUACAUAGGAAAUGCAGACCAACUUCAGAGAUUUGAUGAGGAAUAAAGGACAUUCAUAAAUCUCAGAAUGGGUGACCAUUUAGUUGGCGAAAAGAUCACUCUCACAGACGCUCUUCAAAAUGUUGACGUUCUGGAUGAGUUACCUCUCCCGGACCAACAGCCAUGUAUCGAGGGAAUGUCCCUUUCCAUUCAGUACCAGGCCAACUUCGAUACAAAUUUUGAGGACAGAAGUGCUUAUGUGACAGGAGUUGCAAAGUAUAUAGAAGAAGCUACAGUCCAUGCUGACCUGAACAAGUUGUUAGAGGAGGGCCAGGAGUAUGCUGCGAUGAUGUAUACCUGGAGGUGCUGUUCCAGAGCCUUACCACAGGUUAAGAGCAAUGAACAGCCUAACAGAGUAGAGAUUUACAACAAGAUUGUGGAGGUGCUGGAACCUCAGGUUUCCAAGCUGAUGGACCUCAUGUAUUUCACGAAAAGAGCAAUAGAGAGGUUUGGUAAUGAAGUCAAAAGAUUGUGUCACAGAGAGAAGAGGAAUGAUUUUGUGUCAGAAGCCUACCUUUUAACUCUGGGGAAAUUCAUUAACACAUUUGCAGAAUUGGAUGAACUUAAGAAUAUGAAAGCAAGUGUCAAGAAUGAUUACUCAGCUUACAGAAGAGCUGCACAGUUUUUAAAAGUAAUGGCAGAUCCCCAGUCUCUUCAAGAAUCUCAGAAUCUGUCCAUGUUCUUGGCUACUCAGAAUAAAAUCCGGGACAUGCUUAAGGAAUCUUUGGAAAUCACCCCAGGCUACGAGGAACUACUGGCAGACGUCGUCAAUAUAUCUGUACACAUGUAUGAAAAUCGCCUCUUCUUGGAACCCUCAGAAAAACAUAUGCUGGUUAAGGUGAUGGCAUUUGGUUUGUUCUUGAUGGACAACAAGGAAAACAGUAUAUACAAAAUGGAUGGCAGGAAAAGAAUUAAUUUAACUAAAAUAGAUAGGAUAUUAAAGCAAUUAGAAGUUGUCCCCCUUUAUGGAGACAUGCAGAUCAAACCAUACCAUUACAUUCAGAAGAGUUUGAACUUUGACCCCUCACGAUGGACAUUUUGUGAGUCUAGCCAGCUUAGUCCUCAGUCUAAUCUGCUGGCCAAUCUGGAGGCCAUUAGAGAGGAUCACAUGGCAUACAUAAGUCAGCUUGCCAGACAUAGCAAUGAGGCCAUUACCACGACCAGAGAGAGCCCAAGGACAGACUAUGAGAACAAGGAAUUAAGUGACCUUGCCCUCCGAGGGCUACACCUAAUGUCAGCAUGGACACAGCAAGUUAUGGAGCUGUACUGCUGGAAGUUGUUGCAUCCUACGGACACCCACCAAAACCCUGAUUGUCCUCAAGAUGCCGAGGAGUAUGAAAGGUCGACCCGUUACAACUACAGCAGUGAUGAAAAGUUUGCCAUAGUAGAAGUGAUUGCUAUGAUUAAGGGGCUACAACUCCUGAUGGCGAGGAUGGAGUCAGUGUUUUUGGAUGCCAUUAGGAGACACAUCUAUGCUGCUCUUCAGGAUUUUGUACAAUUGGCUCUCAGAGAUCCACUCCGAAAAGCAAUCAGGAAAAAGAAUGAUGUCAUCAAAGUGUUAAUAUUGUCCGUGCGAGACACCUGUGUUGAUUGGAUGAGAGGGGUAGAGCCACAGGAUGAUCCUGCUAUGAAGGGUAAAAAAGACCCUGAUGAAGGAUUCACUAUCAAAGUACCACGAAGGAAUGUUGGUCCGUCCACCACACAGCUGUACAUGGUGCGGACCAUGCUGGAGUCCCUGAUUGCUGACAAGAGUGGGGGCAGUGGAAAGAAGACCCUGAGAAAGGACAUUGAUGGGCAACAUUUAAUGGCCAUUGACCAAUUCCACAAAGAAUCCUUUUAUUGGAACUACCUCCUCAACUUCAAUGACUCUCUACAUAGAUGUUGUGAUCUGUCUCAGCUGUGGUAUCGUGAAUUUUUUCUGGAGAUGACAAUGGGGAAAAGAAUUCAAUUUCCCAUUGAAAUGUCCAUGCCUUGGAUUCUCACAGACCAUGUGCUAGAGACUAAAGAUGCCUCUAUGAUGGAGUAUAUUCUGUAUCCUUUGGACCUGUACAAUGACAGUGGUCACUUUGCCUUGACCAAAUUCCACAAACAGUUCCUCUAUGAUGAGGUGGAGGCGGAGGUCAACCUUUGUUUUGAUCAGUUUGUAUACAAACUUAGUGAUCAACUCUUUGCUUACUACAAACACUUGGCUGGCAGCAUUAUGCUUGACAAGAGAUUUCGAGCAGAAUGUGCUAGCUUUGGAACAAAGAUACUUUACCCUGUUGCCAAUAGAUACAAGACUCUGCUAAAACAGAGGCAUGUUCAGAUCCUGGGUCGUUCAAUAGAUCUGAAUCGUCUGAUUGGACAGAGAGUCAAUGCUUCCUUACAAAAGGCACUGGAAGUGGCCAUAUCCAGAUUUGAAGGAGGAGAUCUGACUGGCAUUGUGGAGCUGGAAGGGCUGGUAGACUGUAACCGCUUGGCCCAUAAACUGAUGAAGAAGUACAUCACCCUGAAUGAUUUCGAUGCCAUGUUGAGGGAGGCCAAUCACAAUGUGUCUGCCCCCUAUGGGAGAAUCACCCUCCAUGUGUUCUGGGAGGUCAACUACGACUUCCUGCCCAACUACUGCUACAAUGCUGCCACAAACAGAUUUGUGAAGACAGUCUUGCCAUUUGCUCCAGCUAGUCAACGAGAAAAACAACCCAAUCCAGCCUACGCUUACAUUUGGGGCACAAAGGCUCUGACUACAUCUUUCAGUGCAAUAUAUGGACUCUACCAUGGCUUUGUUGGAGUUCCACACUUUAGGUCUAUUUGUCGAAUGCUUGGAUACCAGGGAAUAGCAGUUGUCAUAGAGGAACUGCUUAAAAUUGUUCAGGCUUUGCUGAAAGGAACAUUGAUGGAAUAUGUAAAGACCCUGAUGACAGUGAUGCCUAAUGUCUGUCGCCUUCUGAGAUACGAUUAUGGUUCACCUGGUGUAAUGGGUUACUAUCAGGCACAGCUUGCUGACUUAAUCCAGUACCCUGAUCUCCGAACAGAAGUGUUCCAAAGCUUCAGAGAAGUGGGAAAUGCCUUACUCUUCUGCAUGCUGGUAGAACAGGCUCUAACCCAGGAAGAAGUUUGUGAUUUGAAACAUGCGGCUCCAUUUCAGAACAUCAUUCCGAAGCCCUUUAUACCUAUCAAAGAGGGCGAUAACCGGAAGGAGAAGGAGCAGGAACUGAAGAACAUGAUGAAGAGACUGGAAGCUAAGUAUGCAGCUCUACAGGUGGUCCCCGUCAUCAGCAAGCUGGGCUCCCCGCAGCAAGCGGACAUAGCGGCAGAGGGUGACCUACUUACAAGAGAAAGGCUGUGUUGUGGUUUGUCCAUGUUUGAGAUAGUAUUGACCAGAAUCAAGACGUUUGUGGUGGACGCGAUUUGGCAAGGUCAGCAGCCAGCCAAUGGAGUGAUGAACAUCGACGAAUGUACGGAGUUCCACCGACUGUGGAGUGCUAUACAGUUCGUGUUCUGUAUGCCCGUCAGGGAAAACGAGUAUUCAGUCGAAGAACUUUAUGGAGAGGGACUGAACUGGGCAGGAUGUGCUCUCAUUGUCCUGUUGUCACAGCAACGGAGGUUUGAGGCUCUAGAUUUCUCUUACCAUGUUCUCAAGGUCAACCGCGUGGACAUGAAGGACGAAAACGUUAAAGGCAUUCAAUUAAAAAAGAUGGUGGAUCGUAUAAGGAAGUUCCAGAUUUUAAACAAUCAAAUAUUUGCUGUAUUGAACAAAUACCUAAAGACAAGUGACUCUGAGAGUAUUCCAGUGGAGCAUGUUCGCUGUUUCCAGCCGCCAAUACAUCAGUCACUAGCAACAACCAUUUAACACUAACGUGCAUGUGAUUUUACAGCCUCAUAGGGCGAAACUACUAGUAUUCUAAAUGUGUCUAAAGUCAGGAGUCUCAGAUUGUUAAAGCAUCUAUAAAGAAGGCAGCAGCAUGAAGAAAAACCAACCUCGUUGUCUUCCUAUCUACAAAAGUGAAGUGUUUUUGGCGAUUGUCGCCAGUAGGGAACAAGUAGUUUUGAAAGCAUUAAGGGUUUAAGAAUUGUUUAAGGACACCUUGUGACUUUAUACAGUGAUAUACGUUUGUGUAUUGCAUGCUGUGUAAACUUGUGUACAUUUUAUACAAACCAUACAACUAUACCGGUAUUCAUACCAUUUGUAAGUAUGCAUAAUAAAGCGAAAAUUGUC